Penicillium verhagenii is the source of this 633-nucleotide messenger RNA. RefSeq lists its product as uncharacterized. The transcript is spliced from 2 exons. The record is from RefSeq and is a predicted model, not a curated record. The coding region runs from base 1 to 633 and encodes 210 amino acids. NCBI's taxonomy places the organism in Eukaryota, Fungi, Ascomycota, Eurotiomycetes, Eurotiales, Aspergillaceae.
AUGCAAGCACUUGGAGCGGGAGAAGAAUCAUUUGACCAACUCAAAGACCAAAUCUUCAAAGAAGACGACAUUUGGCAGACCAGUACGACAAACAGAGCACAGGAAGAAUUCCUCCCAUUUUGGAAUGAAGCGCUCUGGACUCUUAUCGCGGAAACAUGGGAACCGAUCAGAGCCGAAUGGGAGAAAGCCGAAAAUGAGCGUAAGCUUCGAGCUUUCCGUAUGACUUGUGAGACGAUGUCUUUUGGACAGCUAUCCUCAGAAGAUGUUGAAAGAAGAGAGAGAAAAAAAAUGGAUGCCAAAUUGGCCCAUCAGUGGAAAUCACUUAUUGGGAAUCAGGUCGCUACCAGACAUGUCUUGCCCGAAACCCUUGAGAACUAUCAACUACCAUGGAAAUGGCAUGAGGUGAGAUUCCCAUCAUUUUCGAUGCGAGCAAUUGCUUACUCUUCGGUCGCUCAGGGUGUUUACGGCGGCACAUGUAUUGUGAUUAAAGAGAGUAUAAGCCAUGACUUCUUGGUGCAGCUGUUCACACAUAGUCGCAAUCUGGCCGAGAAAAGGCUUGAGGAGAUGAUCAUUGCGGCAAGAAGUCAGAUGGAGCACUUGAAAGAUCCGAAUGAUUCUCCGUCGAAGCUAUAG